CUGCCUCCUUAUCCAGUGCAACAGGUCUAGAUGGGAACUAACGAUUGAACUAACUGAGACCGAGCAAACGCAAAGAGCUGAUUUAGAUCCCUCUUUGUUUAACAGUCGUACGGUGCAAUGAUUUUUCGGACGACGAUGAAGCAUGCCAAAAAGCACCCUGGCCUAAUCCCUCAGUUUUUCUUCAUCUGUUUGGGAAUGGCCGGUGCUAGUCUAUACCUGGUCCGCCUGGCCAAAGGACCUCAUGUCACCUGGAAUAAAACCAAUAACCCUGAGCCCUGGAAUAAACUUGACCCGACAUAUCAGUACAAGUUUGUGGCCAUCACCACUGACUAUGAAAAUCUGAAGAAGGACAGACCUGAAUUCUGAACUCCUCCACGUCUAGGCAGACCAUAUAGUCACAUGUAAAUCCUUUAACCUCAUCAAAUUUAAGUCCUUUCUAAAUGUAUUAGAUCUGUCAUUUGUGAUUUUCCUCUUCAACUCUAAUUCUUCCCCAUUUUUCGAACCAAUUCAAAAUAAAGGUGACAUAUUAAAGAAAA
Molecule: messenger RNA, 536 nt
Organism: Syngnathus typhle (broad-nosed pipefish)
Lineage: Eukaryota; Metazoa; Chordata; Actinopteri; Syngnathiformes; Syngnathidae
Gene: ndufa4l2a
Product: NDUFA4 mitochondrial complex associated like 2a
Exons: 4
Coding region: 118-366 (82 amino acids)
Source: RefSeq, a predicted model, not a curated record